Molecule: messenger RNA, 2724 nt
Organism: Diabrotica balteata
Lineage: Eukaryota; Metazoa; Arthropoda; Insecta; Coleoptera; Chrysomelidae
Source: the annotation of a GenBank genome assembly
GUUUUAGCAAAUAGAUUUGAGGAAAACUGAUAAAUUUAGAAUUAUUUUAAAUUAAAAUUUUAAUAAUUCAUUGCCAUACAUACAGAUAGAUAGUAUAAUUUUUUAUGGUUCAUGUAAAAUGGCUAAUUUACCAGAACAAUUGGAGAAUUUAAAAGAACUGAAAAUUCAGGAAAAUAUUGUCAAAUGGCAAGCUGCUGAUGAUCCUUUAGCCCCCUUAUCCAGUGAACAAUUGGAAGUGAUUUAUGAAUUGGGAGAUCUUAUAUCAAAUAAAUCCAAGAAAGUUCCAGAAGUAAUAAAACAGGAUAAAAAUCAACCUGAAACUAUACAUACCAUUAAGGAUUUUGUAAAGUGGUCAACAUCAGUUGAAAACAAUAUUAAACAUGAAAACUUAAAGAAGUAUCAAGAUUAUUAUGAACAGUUGUCUGCCUAUAAAUCUAAUGCUGAAGAUCUUCUUAAUCUGUCUAAUAAUGUACUAGAUUAUCUUAAUGACUUAAAGUCAAAUUAUGUUAGUGUUACAGAAAGGACGAACUAUUUGCAUGACCUUAGUGAACAAUUAAUGGCAAACCAAAGAAUUUUAAAAGAAAAGAAGCAAGAUUUAAGCAACAAAUUAAAAUAUUUUGUUAAUUUCACCAAGUGUCAGGAUGAAGUUGAGAGAAUGAGAAAUAAAAUGAAUAGUGAGGAAUGUGUUAAAAUUUUAGAUGAAAUUGAUGAGAGUAUAACUUGCUUGAAUAAUCAUUUACAUUAUAAGGAAUCUAGAAUAUAUAAAAUGAAAUAUGAAAGUUUAUUGAAUAAUCUUCUUAAUAAAAUAUAUGACUAUGUUAAUACUGUACUUGUGGAAACAACAAAGCAAGUGGUAGAUCCAGAUUUCAGCUUUCAAUCAUCUCAAAAUCCUUCUAUAAAUAACUUAGUAGACUCUGCAUUUUCUUUGUACUAUGGUAAAUUUCAAAGUGUUUCAGUGAAAGUGAAAUUUAUUUUGAAUAACUUAGAAGAUAGAGAAGAUCAGAAUGAACAGUAUAAAAAUGUCUUGGUGGAUUGUAAGAAAUCAUAUUUUACACAAAGAUUGCCUAUUCUUACUGUAGCUGUAUCUAAAGCUUUAAAUGAGUUAAAAGAGAAAUAUCAGAAAGAUCAUAGUACUUUAUUUAGAUCAUGUAGUCUAUUUACCUUUAAGGUCUGCCAAGAUGAAGUAAUGUGUUAUGGUUAUUUCUUUUCUAAACCUUCUGAGAAUUUGAAUGAAUAUUUGGGAACAUUGUGCCAAUAUCUUUAUGACACUCUGAGACCAAAUCUUAUCACAAUCAAUCACAUAGAAAUUUUAUGUGAACUAUGUAGUAUUCUAAAUAACGAAUUAUUAAACGAAAAGGUAGUAGAUACUGUAGAACUUACCAAAUUUGUUGAAGUGAUCAAGCAGCUAUGGCAAGAUGUGGAAGAAAGGCUUGUAUUUAGGACAAAUGUAUUUUUCCAAUAUGACCUCCUGAAUUAUAAGCCUUCACCAGGAGAUUUAGCUUAUCCAGAAAAAUUAGAGCAGAUUGAAAAUAUUGCUCUAGAAUUAAAAGAGAGAUCAGACUCUAGAGCUUCCAUUGGAUCACUUGAAUCCCAAGAAGUUGCUAAUAUCAACAAUCAAAUGACACCAUUUAGAUCAUAUACAGGUAAUUCAUCAGCAGACUUACAUGGUAUGUGGUAUCCUACUGUAAAGCGUACACUAGUUUGUCUAUCGAGAUUAUACUUCUGUCUUGAUCGAACUACAUUCCAAGGAUUAGCACAAGAAGCCAUAGUAAUAUGUAUCCAAACUGUCCAAACGGCUGCCGAUUUAAUAUCAGCUCGAAAAACCAAAAUAGAUGGAGGAUUAUUUCAGAUAAAACAUUUAUUGAUAAUUCGAGAACAGAUAGCUCCUUUUCAGGUCGAUUUUACUGUCAAGGAGACAGCGUUAGAUUUUACUACAGUGCAAAAGGCUGCAGUCGAUCUCAUCAAUCACCGAAACAAGAUAUUUACUUUCGGAUCUAGUAAUGCUCUGUUAGAGUUUCUUUUGGAGGGUGCCCCCAGAGUUAAAGAAUAUUUGGUGGAUUCCAGAAAAGAAAUUGAUAAACAGUUAAAGCACUCUUGUGAAGUUUUUAUUUUACUGGCGACACAACUUCUUGUAGGUAGCCUUCUGGAUUGGAUUACCAAAUAUGAAAAAAGUGUACCACAAAACCAAACCAAUGUACAAGAUCAAACAAUAGUCCAAAAGUCACCUGUGCCCCAAAAGGAAUAUACGAAGGCCUCACAUAUCGCAUCUAUCGUCAAAGAAAUUCAAAAGAACAUGAAAACAAAAAUCCCACAAAUACAAAGGUCUAUGCAGCUCUAUCUCGCAAAUAGAGAAACGGAGUUUAUUUUGUUUCGUCCUGUGAAAAAUAACGUCAUUAACGCUUUCAUGCAACUCGACCAGAUUCUAUUAAAAUCCGGCUAUAGCAGUGAGGAUCAGUUGUUAAUUGGAUGUCCAUCUCCCGAACAGAUAAACGUUAUUAUUUGUUCGGUAUCCCUAACCGGUGUUCAAGAUACCAAGACCACAAAUGUCUAGUCAUUAAAUGCAUGAAAUAUGUGAAUGUUAUAUUUUUUAUUACAUUGGUAAGUUUUUUAUAAUUAUAUACAGAUUAUAUAUUGUUGAAGACUGAAUCGAUGCUUUGUUCUUUGAUUCAAUGAAUUGUAUUGAUUUAUUUUUAGUUAUUUAUACAAUAAAGUCCUUGAUUUGAC